ACGUGUGGUUGAAAACGAGUGGAUAUGUGUCUUUUUAUUGGAACCCUUUAAGUUGCCUGCUGAAAAUGUGAAUAUACACUAAAAAUAAUUUUAUCGGACUUCAAUGAAAAUUGCUCCUCGUUUAAAAGACCAAAAUACACAUAAACAUAGAGCGAAAUGAUAUCAGAAGCAAAACGAAGAAACCGAUGAAAUUCUCAAAUUUCGGAAGACCGAUUAUCACUCCAAAAAGUCUAUUGACAACAUCUUCGGACGAGGCUCCUGCCAAAAAGUCAAAAUAUACUGCUAAGAUAGAUGAGCAAUUGAAAGUCCUACAUGCUGCGUUGCAGAUGCAGACAUUUGGUUCAGUCAGGUGGUUCCAAGUUAAGAGAAUUUCUUAACUUUGGACUGAAAGAGAUGAUGACCGAUGAAUUGGUUUUUCAAUUUACCUGGGUUGGGGGCGAAAACAGUUUAAUAUUUAGCGACACCAGGGUGUCAAACAUUUUGUAUCAGGCAGCUCAAAGGUGUUCCCAGUUCAAUGGGCCAGGCGACCGAGCACACUUUCAGAGUAAAAUGCUGGAGGUUCUAAGAACAACGAAGCAGCACUAUAGGAAUUUGAAGAAGAAGGUGCUUCUCAAAAAUCAAAGGGCUUUGGAUGGAAAUGAGAAGGACUUGUUAAAACAGAUUGCGGUUUUGGAAGCACAAAAGGGUUCAGCAGGAGAAGAAAACCUUUCCGACCACGAUGGUUCCUUCGGGGAUGACGAAUAUGAUACAUAAAUAUGACAAACUAGUUUGAAAAAUAUCAUUUAAAAAAUGUAAUAGAGCACGGUGAGCCUCAACCAAUUUUAAUUAAAAAACAU
Messenger RNA from Belonocnema kinseyi, 836 nucleotides. RefSeq lists its product as uncharacterized. The record is from RefSeq and is a predicted model, not a curated record. Lineage: Eukaryota; Metazoa; Arthropoda; Insecta; Hymenoptera; Cynipidae. The coding region runs from base 313 to 753 and encodes 146 amino acids. The transcript is spliced from 4 exons.